AACGUCCACUGCGCGCCCCAGCCACGGCAACUUUGCCGACGCACCACGACGCCGUCGACGGCCAUUUCCGAUAUUCCCAUGACGACGGUGAAGACCCCCACUUCGUUGCAUGACUCGAACACGCUUCUCCAGCUCUCCAUGAGCUGGCAGCAGUCGCCGCCGAUGGCGAUCCCGACGCUUGCGACUCGCCGCGCCACGACCUCAGCGGCCUUUCACCCUGAAGAUGCACAAACCACACCCCAACUGUCGUUUGAAGCACGCGAAGGCCAAAUGCUCGUCCAAGCGUACGCUGCAAACGCACGGAUAGGCGCUGACUUCCCAGGACACGACGACGACCAACACACCGCCGCGGCCGCACCACACCACGAACAUGAAAACGUCACAACACCGCGACCGUCGCUUCUGUCGGCCGACAUGGAUGCUGAUGGGUCGAGCCUCCCUGAUGACGAACAAGACGUGUUCUCGUUGGAACUGUAGCCGACGUACUGGACCCCCUGCCUUGCAUCAGUGUGGAUGUCCGUCGGCGUUUCGUGUUUGUUGCGUGGGAAUGCGUCGGUUGUCGCGGCUGUGCCUCGCUGGUAGGGCACAACUUGGUAGCUUCUCGGACAAUUUUGAACCCACGAAUCUAUUUAUCCUUUGUGGAUGUGGUGCUGCGUCACAGUCAUGAUCUUGUCGAACGGAUUUCGUCUUCAUGGAGCCCAAAUCCUUGCCACUCACCCCGUUCGUAAUGUCCUCGGCAUGUCGUUGCGAUCGGCACAGGACAACUACACAAGAAAUCGCCAGACGCCUUUACCAUCAUCAAAGCGUCGUCUUGCGCAUGGUGGUGAUGGCGAUGCCGACGACGUGCGCUCGGCCUUCCUGACGACGUUAUCCCAAACAUGGCACACCACUUCAACUCGUC
This is a messenger RNA of Aphanomyces invadans, 901 nucleotides long. RefSeq lists its product as hypothetical. Lineage: Eukaryota; Oomycota; Saprolegniomycetes; Saprolegniales; Verrucalvaceae. Bases 79 to 477 code for a protein of 132 amino acids. The record is from RefSeq and is a predicted model, not a curated record. The transcript has a single exon.